AUGCCGUGGGACGUCGGCAAAGCUUUUUACAGCGCUGUCGUCAUCCACCUCUGCGGCGCGACACUGCCUGUGGCACUGAAGCACCGCAGCGACUUUUCGUUGUCUGGAUUGCCCUGGGAUCACUGGGAGGGUCAAUGGAGGUCCAAGCAUCUCUGCUGGGGUGGCUCAUCCCCAUCUACUGAUGCGCUUGGGAAGGUGUUCCAGUUUCCAGCUGAGGAUGUCACUUGCGAGUUCCGCAACGUGUGCUACAGCUUGGCAACAGAGGAGUUUGUCUAUUCCAAGGACUCCGAGCCACACCGACCCCUCCCCCCUGUCAGCAUCUGGAGUGGCCCACCUGAGCCUAUCUUCGGUGGCUACGAUGCGCCGCGCAAGGUACUGCCUCUGCAUGUGCAGGAGUCGUUGGCCCCGCAGAGUGUGCUGAGCGCCCCGACAUAUGUGAUCUUGCGGGGUGCCAGCUCAAAUCUGGCCCACAUGAUCCACGAUAUGAUGCUGCCGCUGGUCAUCCUCCUGUCCCAAGCUGAGGGCAGCCGGGCCGGCGGCCAAAGCGGCCGCCGCUUGAUUUUCUUUUUGGAUGACUGCAAUCCAUCAAGCAUUUACAACAGCCCGCCGGCCAUGCCCAAGCUGAGGCGUAACACAAAGAGAGACACAUGCGAGCGGUUCAGUGAUAUGCUUGUUCACAUCAUCUCCGAUUGGCCAUGGCUCGAUGUGGAGCGCCUGCGCGAGGCCGACCAGGCCGAGGCCGGCAAGCAGGAGAUCUGUUUCUCGCGACUGAUUGCAGGUUCCGGUCGCUACGGUCUCUUCUCGGGCUACAGCGAAGAUAGGCUGAGUGGUCUUUACCUGAACACUAUUGCCAGUGGUCUGUUGGGCACCCACAUGCGGAUGCUGCGUGACUGGGCCUACGAGCGAGUGCUGGAUCCGCACCCAACUGGCCAAUCACACCGUGGCAUGCUGGCGCUGGUACGCAAGCCGUCGGGGGAGCGCCGGGAUCUGGUGAACUUGGGAGAGGUUACAACGUGGUUGGCAGACUGGGCCGAGACCCAUCGACUGCAGUACGUCGAGCUGCGUCUUUGGGCCAUGAAUCUUCAGCAGCAGUUGACGGUACUGUGCCAGGUGCGCAUUUUGGUCACCCAUGCAGGGUCUACACACGCCGCAAGCAGCAUCUUCUUACCUGACUGGGCCAGCGUCAUUGUCAUACCGCAGUGCGGUGGUUGCAAACCGGCUGAGGACAUCCGGGAGGACUGUAGCGGGGACAGCCUGUACCUGAGGCCCUGCUCAGCCGAUGAGAUGACCUUUGAUUUCGUUUGGCCACGGCCUUUGCUGAGGAUCUUCUGGUAUCCGGCCACGCUGCAAGACACCGAAGAGCGAGUCGGACACUUGGACGUUAGGAUCAACCACAGCAUUUUGGUCGCAGUCUUGGAGGAGGCCAGCCAGCACAUGGACUUCCACAUGCCAGAGCCGCAGAUAUCAGAACUCCCGAAGCUGCGGAUCUUCUCAUACACGUGGCCUGAGAUGCUGCAUUUACCGCUGCUGCUCCGCUGUGCUGAAGAGCAGAACCGAGGCCUAUGGCGGACCUGUGCAACGAGCAUCAGUGAGACCUACUGUGGACUUCUUCAUCGACGUCCUGCCUACAUGGAGACUGCGAUUUCAGAUCUUUUGCCUUCUCUUGGCAGCUGCAGCUGUGUGAAUGCAGCUCUUGAGGCCGGGGCUAGUGGAGUGUCCUGGAACUGGCAGCAGCUCUCCAACGUGGCUUUCCUCAAGCUGCAGCUUGCAAGGCACGAGCUCCUUUUUUGGUCAGGCCUAACCAUGGAUACCAUGACCAACAUCUUGUUUGGCAUGCCGCACUCUGUUAUGGGCUUCUUCGGACACCCGUCUUUGCUAGAGCUUCUGCGGCGACGCGCGUUUUAUGAAGACACUGAAGGUUUGGAGUGUUUUGACCGAGAUGACUGCACUGCGAAGCGUGUCUUGACGCUUAUUGAGUGGCUGAUGGUGGCACGAAAUUUGUUCUGUGAACACGGAGGCCUCUCAACUUGGGAGCUAGCGUCCGACGAGGAAAGCAUUGACCUGAUAGAUUUCCGCCGUCACACUCUACUUGUGGAUACCAUGUUUGUGGAGCUUCUCCGCGAUGCACAAGACUCCACAUGGGGACCAAGCGUCAAGCUGCUGCUGAAGGUUCUGCAGGAGGAGCUGGCAGUGGAUUUUGGCUUGAAGUUCCGGGUGACAAGCCCAUGGUGCAGCAACAACAUCAGCGCAGAGAGUGCCGGUGGGGAGCCGGCGCGGCUUUUCACGGACCUGGACUUCUCAUGGUUCUCCGAGCUGUGCGCCUUACGUUUGGAGCCGCAGGAAGGCUCCGAAGCAAACGAAGCUGUAGACUUAGAAUACCUUGAGCCCCACACAGCUGAAGAGCGUUCGACCUGCAAUGCCAGUGAUGCCAGUGAAGGCUCACCCCUAAAGAGGGGUGAUCUCCUAUUCCAUGUGUUGGGCCGUGCCGUGGUGAGCCCACAGCAUCGGCUCACCGACAGCGCAAUGGAAGUCGAGGUGCUGCUUUUCGUUUACAGUCUGGAUGGCUGCAUCCCAGUCGUGAGAGAGAAGGUCGGCCAUGUACUCUCCCAGCCAGCGGUGCCGCUCUUUCCUUGGCGCUGCAGUUUCGACGGCUGGAGUGGCCAAGCUGUUCCAGUCUCCAUGAUGGGCUUCACUCUGACCAUCGUGUGCCCGGUCCCGGCGUGGAUUCGCCAGCCUUCGCUCCUGCGCCUCUUUGCAGAACCUCAGGACAUUCAGCUACCAAUCCCCCUUUGUCAGAAGCAGAGCCAGCCAAAGGAGCGUCUGCGAUUGGCCAUCUGCCUACGGAUCCAUUAUGACAUCAGAGGGCUGAUAAAGGAGUCUGGCUUACCAUAUCUGGUCCGAGAUUGGAUGAACUUUCAUCUUCUCUCAGGGGUGGAUAAAUUGGUGAUCUACGAUGAGGAUGGAUCCUUUGGUGACUUAGACGCUGACUUGUCAAGGCAUCCUCGAGUGAGCUACUUCCCUCGUUGGCCGGAGACGUUUCUGCCACUUCUUUCAAGCCGCUUGCAGUUGGGGAGGCAAGAAGUCGGAAAAGACAGCCUGGCCGCACAGGCCAACUCCCACUGUGUUAUGAUGUUGAAGGGGCAAGUCGACUGGAUUGCCAUGCUGCCCGGCUUUGACACCUUUCUCUGGACUUCGCAAAGCUCGAAGCAGACGGGUGCCUUGAAGGCGGUGCUUGCAACCGUGGAGCCUCACCGCCCAAAGCUGGCCGCUCUUCAGCUCAUGGAGGUGCAGUACACUCAGGGCAAUUAUCCAAAGGGUUCCACACUCUUGUCUCAAAGGAUGCGGGGACCCGCCAUCACCAACCAGUCGCACACGCUUGUCCUGAACCCAGAGAAUGUGCUGGAAGUUGGGAUGGGCCACUUCGCUCUUCCGCGCCAGGAUGCUCACCUUGUGGCAGUUGAGGAGAGUCUGCUGCGGGUGAACCACUACAUUGACUUUGUCGAGUCCGAUGCCUCCCGAUGCCAGAGCUGCACCUUUCUGGACGACAUGCUCAGCCCGGAGCUGGAGUCAGAGCUGGAGAUGAUGCGGAAGACGACCUGA
This is a messenger RNA of Symbiodinium sp. CCMP2592, 3600 nucleotides long. The record is from the annotation of a GenBank genome assembly. Lineage: Eukaryota; Dinophyceae; Suessiales; Symbiodiniaceae.